Messenger RNA from Papaver somniferum (opium poppy), 1499 nucleotides. RefSeq names its product 1-aminocyclopropane-1-carboxylate oxidase homolog 3-like. The transcript is spliced from 2 exons. The coding region runs from base 259 to 1356 and encodes 365 amino acids. The record is from RefSeq and is a predicted model, not a curated record. NCBI's taxonomy places the organism in Eukaryota, Viridiplantae, Streptophyta, Magnoliopsida, Ranunculales, Papaveraceae.
CCUUGUCAACCAUUUCUUUAAAGUGCUAACGUACUCGAGGGCAUGUGCUUUAAGUAUUCUAAAUGAGAUUCCCAAACUAAAAUAUCAUACUAAAUAAUUUGAUUAUUAAAAUCGUGUAAGAGAAUCAUAUCAUAUCUUUGUUUAUUUAUUCAUUCAUUGACCAUUUCUGAUUCGUCUAGCAAUCAUUUAACUAACUUCAUCUCCCCUUGAGUUCUUAAAGCUAUUGAGUAGGAAAACGAAAUUAACAAGAGAUUUAAGAUGACAACUUCUGCUGCUGUGUUCGAGGAGAUAUAUGAUCGGUCGAAGGAAGUAAAGGAUUUUGAUGAUUCAAAACUUGGAGUCAAAGGUCUACUCGACUCAGGUAUCACUUCUAUACCUCGAUUUUUCUUUCAUCCACCUGAAUCUCUCCCUUCUAUCACCAUCCCGAGCCAACUCAUCUCUAAUAUUGAAAUUCCAACCGUUGACCUUUCUCAUAUCGAUACCGAUCACCGGACGUUCAUCGUGGAUCAAAUCAACGAAGCUUCGUGUACAUGGGGUUUCUUUCAAGUAAUCAACCACAAGGUUCCUUUGGACGUCCUCAACCGUGCUCUGUUGUCCAUCAAAGCUUUUAACGAGCAGUCAAAUGAAGUUAAGUCACAGUACUAUUGCAGAGAAAAUGAUCGAGGUAUGACUUUUGCAUCAAAUUUUGAUCUGUUUCAAUCAAAGGCAGCUAGCUGGAGAGACACGUUACAGAUGGGAAUGGAUCGCACCGAUUUCGACAAGGUACCGGAGAUUGUAAGGAGCGAGUUGUUUGAGUUGGACCAACACGUCAAACGACUUGGAGAAACUUUAAUGGAAAUAUUAUGCGAAGGGUUAGGAGUGGAUGAAGACAGGUUGAAAAAUAUGGCAUGUUCGGAAAGAAGGCAUUUGGCAGGCCAUUAUUAUCCAUAUUGUCCAGAGGCAAACCGAACCGUAGGAACCAAGUGCCAUACGGAUCCAUCUGUGUUUACUGUUUUGCUGCAGGAUCAUAUUGGAGGGUUACAAGUGAAGCAUGGUGAACAUUGGGUUGAUGUUAAACCCUUGGAUGGGGCUCUUGUUAUCAACAUAGGAGAUAUCCUUCAGAUAAUGUCUAAUGACAAGUAUCGGAGCGUGGAACACCGAGUCGUGGCAAAUUCUGUUCAUGAGCCGAGAAUUUCCGUAGCUAUUUUCUUCAACCCAGGCAACUUGGAAAUCAUGUAUGGACCUCUACCAGAGCUAAUAACUCCACCACAAAAGUCGGCAAUUUACAAGCAGUUUACACUGGAGGACUUUAUAAUGAAAUUUAGAGCAAAAGGGUUGGAUGGCAAGUCAUCUUUAGUUAAUUACUUCUUGUUGUAAGUUGUGAUCAAAGAUGAAAAGUAAUACAAAUGAAAUAAAAACAGCAAGAUAGAAUUAUCACAUCUGGUUAAUUUAGUUAAUUAAGUAUGUAUGAUUGAAAUCAACAACUAAUAAGUUAAUCAAAUAAGAAAUCGUUGAUGACA